AUGGGCGACUUCAAACUGCAGCUCGAACCUUCGGACAAAAUCAUCUUCAGCGGAAAAAAACUCGGCGAAGAAGCAACGCCGGCAAGCAUCAAGAUCACCAAUACGCUAAAAGAAAGAAUUGCGUAUAAGGUAAGCUCGGUGACAGAGUGUCCCAUAGGAUGUGAGACGGUUCAGGUGAAAUGCACAUCAAACGAAAUGUUUCGCAUUCGGCCACCGGUUGGCGCACUGAAACCGGACGAUUCUGUCACUGUCUCUAAAUUAUGCAGAAGAUGUCCUUUAGAGGCGCAAAAGCACUUUUACUUGUUUGCAGGUGUUGUUUGCGUAUUCUUCCUAUGCUCAUCUGAACUGAUAUGCGCUGCUUGCCGCACUGCAUUCGCGCGCCGACUCCCUGCACCGCUGAGUCUACCAAAAACUCUAACAUUUAAUGCUGGUAAAACUGUUCCUGACAGCGGAAAGCAUUAUUUUGCAGUUUACUACAUCAAAGCACCCGACGAAAAGAAAGCCCCAAGAGCAACAUGGGCAGAUCAUAAGGGAGACCCGGAGGGAACAAAACGCCUGUAUAUAGAUUUCAAGAAGGAGGGUGAGGAAGAAAAGAAAGAUGAAAAGAAGGAGGGUGAGGAGAAGAAAGACGAAAAGAAAGAUGAAGAGAAGAAAGACGAGAAGAAAGACGAGGAGAAGAAGGAUGAAAAGAAAGAUGAGGAGAAGAAAGAUGAAAAGAAGGACGAGGAGAAGAAGGAAGAAAAGAAGGAUGAGGAGAAGAAGGAGAGGAAUAAAGCGCUCUCUAUUCCAGGAAGAGAAGAAGUGAAGUUAUCUCCCACCUGA
Molecule: messenger RNA, 822 nt
Organism: Cylicostephanus goldi
Lineage: Eukaryota; Metazoa; Nematoda; Chromadorea; Rhabditida; Strongylidae
Source: the annotation of a GenBank genome assembly